Molecule: messenger RNA, 1091 nt
Organism: Eruca vesicaria subsp. sativa (arugula)
Lineage: Eukaryota; Viridiplantae; Streptophyta; Magnoliopsida; Brassicales; Brassicaceae
Source: the annotation of a GenBank genome assembly
GUUGUCACCAUAAUAUCAUUUACUUCGUACAUGUGGCAUGUAUUAACAUAUACUUCGUGUAGUUCUUGACACAUUUUUAUACAUUGGAUGGUUUCCACCAUAUUAGUGUAAACUUCGUGUAGCUGAGAAACUUUUUUCCAUAUAUAUACCUCACACAUGCUAUACUUCAUCAUCCUCGAUCUUCUCAGUCAUUAAUACAAAGCAAUAAGAGUUAUUCAAACAUAUUGUAACAAUCCAAAAAUGUUUUGGUUUUGAUUAGAAGGGGCAUACUGAUAACUUAUCGCAAAUUAACAGAAGCGUCUAUACAUUUUCCCUGAGAGAUAAUAUGGGCAAAGGUCGCAGAUUAACGAUUAGUCGUAGUGAGCGGUAUCAUCAUCAUUCCGGUCACGGUGACGUGGAUGGAGAAGCCGCAGUCGAGCUGGAGCUCAUGGAAGAGGAUGUAUGGUCGGUGAUGGAGGCUCAUGAUGAACCAACAGAAGAAAACGUGUGGACCGCACACUCCCUCCAAACUAGCGGCGGACCAAACGGAGACCUCAUGGGUGGCCUGACCAAGAACGUUGAUGCACGGAGGAAGAAACACGUGGCGAGUUCUGCGCCGGUGAAAGUGCCUGACUGGAGCAAGAUCUUAAAGGUAGAGUCUGUAGAGUCAAUUCAUUAUAAUAAUACCACUAAUGCUGCUGACGUGUACGAUGAGGACUGGGAGAGUGAGAUGGUUCCGCCUCAUGAAUACGUGGCGCGCAGCCGUGACGGUAACGGUGGUUCCUCGGUGUUUUUAGGCGUGGGAAGGACGUUAAAAGGAAGAGACAUGAGACGCGUUAGAGACGCCGUGUGGAGCCAGACCGGUUUUAAUGGUUAAGUUAGGUUUAAUGUUAAUUAAUUUAAUCAAUCCGUGAAUCGUAAGAAUAUUAGGUUUUUUAUAUAUAUUGAUUUAUAUUUUUUAUGUAAACAUUAUAUAUUUUAAAUGUAUACCAUUUUGUAAAUAAUAGAAAAAUAUAUAUUAUUUAGUAAAUAAUAGAUAAAAUAUAUAUUAACUGAUUUAUCAUAAUACAAUAUUUAUUAUUUAGUAAAUAAUAGACAAAAUAUAUUUGUAA